Molecule: messenger RNA, 462 nt
Organism: Fibroporia radiculosa
Lineage: Eukaryota; Fungi; Basidiomycota; Agaricomycetes; Polyporales; Fibroporiaceae
Exons: 5
Coding region: 1-462 (153 amino acids)
Biological process (GO): late endosome to Golgi transport; endocytic recycling
Cellular component (GO): early endosome membrane; retromer complex
Molecular function (GO): phosphatidylinositol-3-phosphate binding
Source: RefSeq, a predicted model, not a curated record
AUGACGACCGUCUCGCCAUUUGCACGCAGCAGUGUUUUUGAUGAGCCCCGACUGGGUGGCCGCGAACAGACUAUCGAGGAAAUGUAUAGUGUGCCGGAGAGUUUCUUAGAAAUCGAAGUCCGCAACCCACAGACUCAUGGCUUCGGGCGGAAGAUGUACACCGAUUAUGAGAUUACUAACAUUCCUGCCUUCAAAUUGCGUCAUUCCGUUGUGCGCCGGAGAUAUUCCGACUUCGAGGCUUUUCGCGAUAUCUUGGAACAUGAAUCAACGCGAGUCAACAUUCCCGCCCUACCUGGCAAAGUCUUCACCAACCGAUUCUCAGACGAAGUCAUUGAGUCCAGGCGCGAGGGUUUGGAGCGCUUUUUGACGGUGGUUGCAGGACAUCCUCUAUUACAGACUGGAAGUAAGGUCCUAUGUGCAUUCUUGCAGGAUCCUGCUUGGGACAAGGGCCAGUGGUCUUGA